This is a messenger RNA of Drosophila hydei, 2384 nucleotides long. RefSeq names its product endothelin-converting enzyme 2. The coding region runs from base 308 to 2272 and encodes 654 amino acids. The transcript has a single exon. Gene Ontology annotation, cellular component: plasma membrane. Gene Ontology annotation, biological process: protein processing. Gene Ontology annotation, molecular function: metalloendopeptidase activity. Lineage: Eukaryota; Metazoa; Arthropoda; Insecta; Diptera; Drosophilidae. The record is from RefSeq and is a predicted model, not a curated record.
AGUUGAUUUUUAGCAAGCGACGAACGCGCAACAAAACUUUCUGCCAAAACAAAACGGAAAUUGUGAAAUACUCAAUAAAAGCUUAAGAAAUUUAUUUUCGAAACAAUUUGCUGACAUGUGUGCGCCUAAAGGAAACCAAAAACAUCUACAACAACAACAACAAUUGCUGCUCCGAACCGCAGUGCUUAGCAUAGAGAACUAAUACAAAGAUAAAUCAAACAAAUCCAUUAUUAAAAGCAAAAGCGAAUUCAAAGCUAAAGUGUUGCAAGAGGAGUAUUAAGAGGAAAGCAGAGCAAAAUAACACAUAAUGCCGCAGCUUUGGGCACUCUGUCUGCUGCUGGCCAGUGUCAAGGCGCUGCCCACAGCACAGCUUAAUCAAAGCUGCCGCCUGACAGCGGCCGAGACAGCGACGGAGCCACCCUGCAGCGCAGAUCUCAAUUUGAGGCACAUUCAAUUGCUGAAGCGGUAUAUGCGACCAGAGCUGGAUGCCUGCCAGGACUUUUAUGCGUAUGCCUGCGGCAAUUGGGGAUCGGUACACAAGACGGGCGAAUCGGCCAUGUCGCUGAGCGGCGGGCGGAUCGAUCAGCGCUAUGUGGCACUGUUUGAGCGCCUGUUGCAUGUGCCCCGAGCACCGGAACAUGCGACGCCCUUGUAUACGAAACUGCUGCGCUACUAUCAAAGCUGCCGGCUGUUGGGCAAGCCGCGCUUACGUCGCUACUUGGAACAGUUGCCGCAUAUAGCCGGCAACUACUGGGCCGAUCUGUUAGCGGUGUUGGGGCGCUAUGGCUAUCACGAGCACUAUGUGAAGAUUGAAGUGAGCCAGCAUAAUGCUAGCCAACACAUGAUUGUUGUGAUGCCGCAUAACUAUUAUCUCAGCCUGAAUCUGAGCGGUAGCAUAUACAGCGCCUUGAGGCGUCACACGCACGGCCACUUGCCCAGCCUGAAGCAGUUAACUGAACAAUUUAAGCAACUCGAGGAUACCCUUAAAGAGAUGGCGCAGCCACCAAAAGACAGCAGCGACGAGGAAACGCUAAGCUUGUACACGCUGGAGCAACUGCAACAAGAGCUGCCGGCACUGAACUGGACGCAUGUACUGCAACGACAGCUGGGACACGUAUACCCGGGCAGCUAUCAGCUGCUGGCUGACGAUCUGCCAGCUCUGCGACAAUUGAUCGACUAUCUUAACCGAGCCGAUGCACGUCUGCUGCAGCUGUAUAGCUGGGCACGUUUUCUGCAACAUCUUAAGCAGCUGCCACACAAUCCAUUGAGCAAUCCCCAGCCCAGCUUCAGCUCUAGCUCAGCGGUCGGCUGUGUCCAGCACAUGCGCAAGACACUCUAUCUGGCCAUGAAUUUUGCCUACGAGCGGAACUACUAUGGCAAGCAACGGGAGGCAGAUGAGCAGGUGAUCUUCGGGGUCUUCGAGGAGCUGAAGCAACAGUUCGCCCAGCAGCUGCGACUCAAUGUGCUUGGUUUGAAUGCAACGCUACUGGACGCACUGCUGGACAAGGUGCAGGGCUUGCGCAUCAACGUUGGCAAUCUGCCACGUAAUGUGAGCGAUCAGUUUUAUGUGGAUUGUGUCCAGCACUGGCGAGUGGGCAACGAUUUCUAUGAGAAUCAUUUGAACAGUCUGCUCCACUAUUAUGACCAUCUGGCCGAGUUGGAGCGUACCGACGAUGCGGCCCUGCGAGAGGUGUGGUUUAGCUUCAAUCAUCAUGGACCCGAGCUGCUCGACAAUAUUGAUGCCACGCCCUAUUUUUAUUGCCUGGGCAGCAUCAUAAUUAUGCCAUAUGCCUACAUGCAGCUGCCACUAUAUAAUUCACAAUUUUGGCCAGCUCUGCUCUAUGGCGACUUGGCCAAUACUUUGGGCCAUGAGAUGCUGCACUCGAUAGACACCUAUUUUGUGGACUACGAUGCUCAGGGUGAAAUGCGCGACUACAGUGAUCAGUUGGUACAGAACAAGAACUACUUGAAGGCGGUUAACUGUCUCAACGACAGCGAGCAUGUAAUGUUAAAUGAACGCAUCGCAGACAUCAGCGGCACACGCUUGGCGCUCAACACCUACAUGAAAGACCCGUCGGAGAGACGCAACAAUGGGCGCUUGUACUUCGUGCAAUUUGCGCAAUUCUUUUGCGGCGAGGAGGCGGAUAUCUAUCAUGAUACGGGCAGCAAACGUUUGAACUAUGCUCUAGCCCAGAUGCCCGAAUUCGCUGAGGUAUUCGAGUGCGCGCAGGGCACGCCCAUGAAUCCUGUAAGCCGCUGCAGUUUCUGGUAGCGCACAGAUCGCUAUGUAGUAUAAGCACUUGGUUCUGUAUAGUCUCGUAGCUGGUGUAUAGCUUUAACUAGUUAAGCCAUCAAGUAUUGUAAAUAAAAGUAUGCUUAAGUAA